Molecule: messenger RNA, 1745 nt
Organism: Echinops telfairi (small Madagascar hedgehog)
Lineage: Eukaryota; Metazoa; Chordata; Mammalia; Afrosoricida; Tenrecidae
Gene: PLPP3
Product: phospholipid phosphatase 3
Exons: 6
Coding region: 16-825 (269 amino acids)
Biological process (GO): canonical Wnt signaling pathway; phospholipid metabolic process; phospholipid dephosphorylation
Molecular function (GO): phosphatidate phosphatase activity
Source: RefSeq, a predicted model, not a curated record
GUUGUCUCACCACCGAUGUCGGAACCCGGCCUGCCCUUCCUCAUCAUCGAGUCAAGCGCCAUCAAGCCUUACCACCGAGGGUUUUACUGCAGUGAUGAGAGCAUCAAGUACCCGCUGAAAACCGGCGAGACGAUCAACGAUGCCGUGCUGUGCGCCGUGGGGAUUGUCAUCGCCAUCCUCGCGAUCAUCACAGGGGAAUUCUACCGCAUCUAUUACCUGAAGGAGAAGUCCCGGUCAACGAUUCAGAACCCCUAUGUGGCGGCACUCUAUAAGCAAGUGGGUUGCUUCCUCUUUGGCUGUGCCAUCAGCCAGUCCUUCACAGACAUUGCCAAAGUGUCCAUAGGACGCCUGCGUCCUCACUUCUUGAGUGUCUGCGACCCAGACUUCAACCAGAUCAACUGCUCCCAGGGCUACAUUCAGAGCUACAAGUGCAGAGGAGAUGAGAACAAAAUCCAGGAAGCCAGGAAGUCCUUCUUCUCCGGCCACGCCUCCUUCUCCAUGUACACCAUGCUGUAUUUGGUGCUCUACCUGCAGGCCCGCUUCACUUGGCGAGGUGCCCGCCUGCUCCGGCCCCUCCUGCAGUUCACCCUCAUCAUGAUGGCCUUCUACACGGGACUGUCCCGCGUCUCCGACCACAAGCACCAUCCCAGUGAUGUCCUGGCAGGAUUUGCCCAAGGAGCCUUGGUGGCCUGCUGCAUAGUUUUCUUCGUGUCUGACCUCUUCAAGAGCAAGACGCCCCUGUCACUGCCAUCCCCCGCCAUCAGGAAGGAGAUCCUCUCGCCGGUGGACAUCAUUGACAGGAACAAUCACCACAACAUGGUGUAGGAGCCGCCCGCCUCUCCAGCUGUUUCUGUAACGUGACUGCUGACAGCCUCUGCUGCUCUCCAAUCUCAUCAGACAGUAGAAUGUAGGGAGAAAAACAAAAACACAAAAACUCUUCUUCUUCUUCUUCUUUUUCUUUUUUUGCCUGACUGAUUUUAAAAAGAAAGAAAGAAAGAAACAAAGUCUUACUUUGUGGCCUUCCCAAAUAGGUAGUUGCUCACCUGUGUGGAACCAACAGCGAACUAACACCAAGUGCCGGAAUCUGGAUGUGCCGUUGGCUCACGUGUUCAUGUUCUAGUGAACACGGCUUGUUCUGGAACAGACACUACGAGGGUUCAAGUCUUGUCUGGGGGUCACCUAUGUGGCCCAAGGAGCCCCAGGCCGGGGAGGAAAGCCAGAGAUAGCACUGACCCAAGAAAAUAGCCAUUGAGCGGGGAGGGAGGGGAGUGCCCCCUCCUGUCUCUCUGCCCACCCCACUUUUUCUUUACUGUGACUUUGGUUCAAGAAGUUCGUUUCUUGGGGGGCUUUGUUUGUUUUUAAGAUAAAAGGAAAGAGCUUGCUUGCUCGAUGGAAUUAUCCCGACUCCAAAUUCCCCGCCCCGAGACCUUAUCACUUACCCGGCCCACAGGCCAGUAACCACAGCCCCUCACGUUAGCUAGUGAUUAGGAGACUCUUUGUGGACGUGUGAAUUUCACAAAUAGCACAAUUUCAGAAGGCGUUCCAUUUGCCUUCUGCCUGGGCAUCAGCACUGGGACGCUUGCACACUCUUAGGAACGGUUAGACUUGGGUGACUGCCUCCUUCCUGCCAAUCUUGCUGUGUGCCCGCUGGAUUGUCCUGCAAGGGUCUGCAGAUGAGCAAAGGUGGGGCCCACAGCCCUCUGAGGGACAGUGGCCUUCUAUACUGGAGGUGGGGGAGUGCGGGG